UCUGUGGACUUUUGGAAAUAUUGUCAAUUUUUUUUUGUUUCAAAAUUAAUUUACACAGUAAUGGUUCUUAAGCACUUCACACGUAAUUUGGUGGCGCUGCGAUUCACAGUUUUGGGACGUAGUUACAGUUCUGGAGAUCAAUCUAUUCAGACAGUUAAAAUGGAUUACGCUGUGUAUAAGUUGCCUCAUAGUCAAUUAAAGCAACCUCCGAUAUUGCUAAUGCAUGGUCUAAGUGCAUCCCGAACCAAUUGGCGUCGUGUUAGCCGAAAAAUAGCUAAGCGAGGAUCACGGCCUGUCAUUGCUGUUGAUGCACGAAAUCACGGCAAGAGCGCUCAUAGUCCGCAACACACACCAAAGCAUUUGGCCGCUGAUGCGGCAGCGUUCAUUAAGAGCCAUAAGUUAAAUCGCAUAGUAGCACUAGGACAUAGCAUGGGCGGGAGGGCGUUAAUGACACUGGCGUUGACUCAGCCUGAGAUGGUGGAGCGCGCCAUUUUUGUGGAUAUCACUCCUGGACGUCUCCCAGAUGAAAUCUUAAAUAUGUCGAACAUAUUUAAGACAAUGAUUGAGGUGGUCGAGACCAUUCCUAAAAAGUUCACUCUGUCAGAAGGUCGCAAGUUCAUAGUACCUUCAUUCAUUAAACUUGUGAAAAACGAUCUGGAUUUAAUUCUGGUUAUUCAUAACCUAAGGAAGACUGAGUCAGGUGAUUUCGACUGGCGAUCAAAUCCCCAGGCAAUUCUCAAUGGGUGGCAGGAAACAAUGAUUGAUUAUGAGAAAACGCUUUCAGGACUGGGGCCAUAUCAGGGGGAGACUCUUCUCAUUGCGGCUUUGAAAACUAAGUUUGUGACAUCGGACAAUGUGAAAAUUAUGAAUAGAUACUUUCCCAAUUUACGUGUAGAGUAUUUGGAUUCGGAGCACAAAGUUCAUAUGGAGCAACCAGAGAAAUUCGUCAAUCUAGUUGUAGACUUUACUAAGACCUAAUAUCAGAUUCCCCAUCAAAUUAAUAGUACAAUAUGUUCAAUAGAUCCAAUAGUUUGUUCGAGUAUAUUUUAAAGCCAAAAUGAAAAGUAUAUAUUAUCAUCAUCAUAUGGAACUUUUAACAUCCUGUAAAUCACACAUACAUAAAAAAAAUUAUAUAUAAAGGUGGUUAAAUUUUUUAAUUUUUCACUAUUCAUCAUCGCAUCUAACUG
Molecule: messenger RNA, 1187 nt
Organism: Drosophila nasuta
Lineage: Eukaryota; Metazoa; Arthropoda; Insecta; Diptera; Drosophilidae
Product: protein ABHD11
Exons: 1
Coding region: 61-978 (305 amino acids)
Biological process (GO): lipid metabolic process
Cellular component (GO): mitochondrion
Molecular function (GO): carboxylic ester hydrolase activity
Source: RefSeq, a predicted model, not a curated record